GAUCCGAACCGGGGCCCUCUGGCAUCCCAAGCCAGCUCUUAACCAACGCGCCACUCAGCCAGCCCAUUUCUCUGGCUCUCUUUUAUGAGAGCACUUGUAAUUAGAUUUAGGGCCCACCCACAUAAUCCAGGAGAAUCUCCCCAUCCCAAGAUUCAUACUUUAAUCACAUCUGCCAAGACCUUUUUUCCUUAAAAGGUAACAUUUCCAGGUUCCUAAUAAUAAUAAUAAUUGGUGGCCAUUAUUCAGCCUACUACAAAAAACUUUACCAGUUUAACCAGCAUUCCCAAAUGAGAUAACUGUCUCUCACCUGUUUCUUUUUUCACUUGCUUUUUUUUAAUUAUAAAUGUUCAUUGUAGAUCAUUUAGAAAACAUAGAAAAAGUUAAAACAAACAAACAUAAAACCAGAAAGGAAAUUAAAUGAAAACCACCCAUAAUCCUCUUACCCAGGAAUAGCCAGUCCCUCAUCAAUGAGCAUUUUUCUAGGCGGGGUCUUGUGCCCAACAAAAAGGAAGAAUAGGAAAAAAGGAAUAAAAGUAAUCAGACUGGAACAAGCAACUUGGAAGGUAAUGAAAAUAUUUCUCAUAAUGGAUAUGUACAGGGCAGCCUAAUUUAAAGUGAAUGUAGAGCUUUAAAAUGAAAUUAAACAGGACAGGAGGUGCUUGUAUGAUAUAUGGAAAUGACACUCAGUCUCUUAGAGGUGCGAAGUUUAGCUUUGGCCCCUCACUUGAAAACCUCUGAAUUGUCCCACUCAUUCACUCGCAGAAGUCCGACCCUGGCCUGCUAAUCUGCCCUGUCAUAGGCUUAUUUUUUUUUUUGAGUCCUUAUCAGCCUUCCUCAGUGGGUCAAUGUUAUGAAGCCUGGGGAAGUCUGGCAGAGUUUCUGCUCCUCCCAGGCUGAUAUCAAAGGGCAACAGGGACUGUGACAGACAGCAAGCAUUCAGACCAAAACCAGAUGUGGAACUGAAACAGCAAGGGCAGCAAGAGCAUCAGAAACAACAUUUCUGUCCUGAUUCUUUAUGGGGAUCCUCUUCUGUCACUGUUGGAGAACCGAGGGGCAGCUGAGAUGCACAGUCUCAAGACCAAUACGGAAAUGCUCUAUCCUGAGACAAUCGUAGACGUGGGCAGAGUGACUUUUGGAGAAGAGAAGAGGAAGAAGAUGGCCAAUAACUACUUGAAAAGAACUGAGAAUUCUAAAAUCAUCCGAGCUACCUGUGCACUGUUAAAUUCUGGAGGGGGUGUGAUCAAUGCGGAGACUGAUGAUAAAACCUACAGUUACCAAUGCCAUGGGCUGGGACAUGAUCUGGAAACUUCUUUUCAAAAGCUGCUUCCUUCAGGUUCACAGAAAUACCUUGACUUCAUGCAGCAGGGGCACAACCUCUUGAUUUUUGUGAAGUCAUGGAGCCCGGUUGUUUCCAGCCUUCCCCUCAGGAUCUGCAGCUUACGCUCAAAUUUAUAUCAGAGAGAUGGGACUUCUGCCAUCAACCUGAGUGCCAGCAGUGCCCUGGAGCUUCUCAGAGAGAAGCAAUCUAGAGCCCAAAGAGGAAGAUCAAGGGUGAGGGAGCUACAUCCUCAGGUGCUUGACAGAAGCAUUCAGGAAGAGGAAGAUAUAAGGAUGUCUGCCUCAGAAUUCUUUAAAAGGGACAGACUCGUGUAUAAAGAGAAGCUCAGCUUUACUGAAUCAACACAUGUUGAGUUUAAAAUGUUCACCACCAAAAAGAUUGUCCCUCGGAUUAAAGAAACGCUGUCUCAUUAUGUUUCUGCAUUUGCCAACACCCAGGGGGGAUACUUAAUUAUUGGGGUGGAUGAUAACAGCAAAGAAGUAUUUGGAUGUACGAGAGAAAAAGUGAACCCUGACUUACUAAAAAAAGAAAUAGAAAACUGCAUAGAAAAAUUGCCAACGUUCCAUUUCUGCUGUGAGAAGCCAAAGGUGACUUUCACUACCAAAAUCUUGGAUGUAUACCGAAAAGAUGCCCUGUAUGGCUAUGUCUGUGUGGUUAAAGUGGAGCCCUUCUGCUGUGUAGUAUUCACAGAGGCACCGGAUUCCUGGAUCAUGAGGGACAAUUCUGUGACGAGGCUGACAGCUGAGCACUGGGUGGCCAUGAUGCUGAAUAUUCAGCCAGACUACAGCAGUUCCCUGAUCUCAACAGCUUCGUCUGUACCAAGAUGCACGUCGUAUCCCAUAAAACUCCUGGAAUUUAAAGGGGUUCUACAACAACGUUUGUUUCCAGUGCCACAGGAAGAGAUACAAUUUAAACCAGAGUCCCUCUGUAAGAAGCUAUUCUCAGAUCAUAAAGAACUGGAGAAAUUAAUGAAGAUGCAGAUACGUCCUUGUUCUCAAGGGAUUGUGAUAUUUUCUAGAAGCUGGGCUGGUGAUAUUGGCUUACAGAGACAGCGGGAUGUCCUGUGUGAUGCUCUCCUAAUAGCAGUGAACAGCCCCCUGGUACUCUAUACAAUCUUCAUACACCCCAGUAUGAGUGAAGGGCUUGAGUAUGCCCGAAAUACUGCUCAUCAGUUAAAGCAGAAACUGGGAACUGUUGGUGGCUACACCGGGAAAGUGUGUGUCAUUCCAAAGCUGAUGCACCUGCCCGGCACACAGUGUGAACCCUGUGAAAUCCCAAUGUACUACCCCCAGUCCUACCAGCUUGCUAACAAGGAGGACAUGGAAGACUUGUUGCAGGCCCUUAUCGUGGUCUCGCUGUGCUCGAAAUCCCUUCUGAGUGACCAGCUGGGCUGUGAAUUUUUCAACUUGCUCAUAGCAGAGCAGUGUGAGCAGCUUUCAAAGAACCUUCAGGAGACACGAGAAUUGUUCAUCCACUGCUUUCCAGGAACCAGGAAGACAGCCAUAGCCAUAAAGAUCAUGGAGAAAAUUAAGGACUUUUUCCACUGCAAUCCAAAAGAGAUUCUCUAUGUUUGUGAAAGUGACUCCUUAAAGGAUUACGUGGCCCACCAAAGCACCUGCCAAGCUGUGACCCGGAAAACCUUCAUGCAACGGGAGUUCCUAAAGAUCAAACACAUAGUGAUGGAUGAGACUGAGAAGUUCUGCAGUCAGUAUGGUGACUGGUACAUGAAGGCUAAGAGCAUCACCCAUCCAAAGGUGAAGGGGGCUGGAAGCGAAAACCUUCCCCAUGGGGCUCUCUGGCUUUUUCUGGACCCUUUCCAAGUCCAUCGCACAGAUGUCAGUGGCCUUCCCCCUCCAUCUGCUCAGUUUCCUCGUAAAACAAUCACCAAUGGGAUCCACUGUUCUCUGGAAAUAGCAACGGUCAUGAAACAAGAAAUGAAGAGGAUCAAAGAAAAUCGUCCCUCCAACCUGUGUCCAGACACACUGGCAUUGUUCAGGGAAGCUGCCUACGAGGAAGCAAUGUGUGCUCAGGCUCUGCCUGGGGUGUGUGAGAUAGAGACUAACCUGACAACAAAAGAAAUGGCCAACCGCGUGGCAGAAAGAUGUCACAACCUGUUCCAAUAUGGCUAUCUGCCCAAAGAUAUAGCAAUUCUGUACAGGAGAAGAGAGGACAGAGAACACUAUGAACCUGCCCUGCUAAAAGCAAUGAAAAUAACUGAGACCCACGGAGCAACGGGAGUUGUGUUCAGCCAGGCCUCUGGUAUUUUGGACAGUCACAUCAUUUUUGACAGUAUCCAGCAGUUUGCAGGCCUGGAGAGGAAUAUCGUGUUUGGGCUGAGUCCAGAAUGCGACCUGUCAGAGGAAACGCAUAAGCUCUGCUUUGCCUCAAGAGCCAUUAAACACCUCUACCUCCUUCAUCUAUGCUUGUCCAAAGACUUCGAAUCUCAACUGAGUCUGUCUAGCAGUCCUCCUCUUAUCAGACCUGUGUACUUCCAGAAAGGCCUGGAACAUAAGAAGACUCUCCAGAAACGGUUAUUUUCAGUGACACCAGGAGAUUUGCAGUACACCCCCAAGUCCCUCUGGGUGGAGCUGUGCUCAGAGCAUGAAGGUCUGGAGGAAUUAAUAAAUAAGCAAAUGCAGCCUUUCUCCCAGGGAAUUUUGAUCGUUUCUAGAAGCUGGGCUGUGGACCUGAACUUGCCAGAGAAGCAGGAAGUCAUCUGUGAUGCUCUGCUGAUAAAAAAGAACAGCCCCCCCAUUCUCUACACCAUUCUCAGGGAGCAAGAUGCACAUGGGCAGUCUUACUGCACCCGUACCGCCUUUACUUUGAAGCAGAAGCUGGUGAACAUGGGGGGCUACACCGGAAAGCUGUGUGUCAUGACCAAGGUCCUCCAUCUGAGCCCUGAGAGCAAUGCAGAGACCUCUGAAGGUUCAGGCUCUCUGAUUAAUUACCCUAAGUCCUAUCACCUUGCACACACCCAGCAGAUGGAAGCCUUGCUGCAAUCCCUCGUGAUUGUCUUGCUCAGCUUCAGGGCUUUUCUGAGUGACCAGCUUGGCUGUGAGAUUUUAAAUCUUCUCACAGUCCAACAGUAUGAGAUCAUCUCAAAAAACUUUCCCAGAAACAAAAAACUGUUUAUUCAUGGCUUACCUGGCUCAGGGAAGACAGUCAUGGCCAUGAAGAUCAUGGAGAAAAUCAAGAAUAGUUUGGGCUGUGUAAAACAUGAAAUUCUCUAUGUUUGUGAGAACCAACUUCUGAGGGACUAUAUCAGUAAUAAAAAUAUCUGCUGUGCAGUGACCCGGAAAACCUUCAUGAGUAAUAAUAAUUUUGAAAAGAUUCAACACAUCAUCAUUGAUGAAGCUCAGAAUUUCCGCACUGAAAAUGGGCCCUGGUAUGAGAAGGCAAAAUGCAUCACUCAGAGAAGAAAGGAUUGCCCAGGAUUUCUCUGGAUCUUUCUGGACUACUUUCAGACCAGUCACACGGAUGUCAGUGGCCUCCCACCUUUCUCAGCCCAGAAAUCAAGAGAAGAGCUCACCAAAGUGGUUCGCAAUGCAGAUGAAAUAGCCAACUAUUUACAAGAUAUAAUGGAGGAGGUCAGAAAAAAUCCACCAUAUAACAUCCCUCCUGAGUCCCUGGAGAUGCUCUGUGAAGCUAAGUGGGCUCAGGGUGUUCCAGGCAAAUGCAUCAUUAAUAAGUGCUUGAAUAUGAAGGAGAUAGUGACCUAUGUAGCAGAGGAGUGCCAGGUUUUCUUGAGGGCUGGUUAUUCCCCUGAGGAUAUUGUAGUGCUUUUUAGUACAAAAGAGGAAAUGCAAAAAUAUAGUGAUGAGUUUUCAAAAGCAAUGAGGAAGAGAAGAAUGUCUCAGAGCAAUACUACCUCCAUUUUAGCCAAUAACAUCAUGUUGGAGAGUAUUCGUCGAUUUUCAGGCCUGGAAAGAAACAUUGUGUUUGGGAUCAACCCAAGAGCAGCUGAGCCAGAUAUUUUCUACAAUCUUCUGCUCUGUCUGGCUUCUAGGGCCAGGAAACAUCUGUAUAUUCUGACGCUUUCUGAAGACCUCAAUUAAAGAAGAGUUGAUAGAGAAAAAAUAUUCCCUCUGUCCCUACAGUUUCAGAAAAUGAAUGACUGUUCUUUUUCUGAACCAUAAAAGCAUUAUUUCUAACAAUGGACCUUUGUAAGGUAACUGGCUUUAGAGUUGUUGCUAUAUUUUGUAAAAGGAACGUCUAAAAACUCUAAUUCUCUAUGUUCCCAACAGAGGUGUCACAUGUCACAGUGCUUUCAGAAGACUCUCCCCAGUUGUGUGUCUGCAUUUUCAAACACUGAAGGAGGGUAUGAAUGUUGCAGGGUGUGUGAUGAGAUCCAUCAAGUCAUUGGACAUGAAAAAGAGAAAGUAGAUCUUACCACCUUGAGGGCCUCUACUGAUGACUUCAUUAAGAAGUUAAACCUGUCCAUCAUUUCUGUACGCAGAAGUGUCCUCACCAGCACUUGUUUCCUCCACUCCCUUUGAGUCCAUCUGGCUGACAUCAGCUAGGGUCUGGCUUUGGACCUACCCCACCACAGAGUACCUGGUCCCUCCAAGGAAUCUGAGCUCACACCAAAAUAACAGGACAUCCUUGUACCAAACUACUUAACAAGGAAAUCAACAAAAUGCAUUAGAUGUCACUGGAAGCAGACUUCUUAGAAUAGUUGCACCAAGAAUUUAAAAUAAAUGUAUUAAUAAAUAUGCUAAAAGAGAUGAGAAGGUAUUAGAAAUGUAAAUGGGAAUGAAAAUAAUAAGCACCAAAUAGAACCAUUAGUAUGAAAAAUAUAAAAAAAUAUAAUAAAUGAAAUAAAGAACCCAAGAGAUGAGAUAAAGCUUAGAAUAAAUAAAAGUGAGAUAUUAAUUUCCUGAGUUAGAUUAUUAGAUUGAGGACCUCCCAGAAAGAAGUAGGAAAUGAUAAAAUAUUGAAAAUAUAAAGGAAAGUUAAGGGCUGGCUGAGUAUCCUGUUGGUUAACAGUUG
Molecule: messenger RNA, 6328 nt
Organism: Hipposideros armiger (great roundleaf bat)
Lineage: Eukaryota; Metazoa; Chordata; Mammalia; Chiroptera; Hipposideridae
Product: protein SLFN14-like
Exons: 8
Coding region: 1063-5394 (1443 amino acids)
Biological process (GO): rRNA catabolic process; mRNA catabolic process
Molecular function (GO): ribosome binding; RNA endonuclease activity
Source: RefSeq, a predicted model, not a curated record